AUCUUGUGGAUGCUAGCUAUACCAAUUGUAAGGGCUUUUUAGCUCCAUUUAGAGGGUAAAGGUAUCAUCUCAAUGAUUGGAGACAUGGCCAUCAACCAGUCACUCCUGUGGAGCUUUUCAAUAUGAAACAUGCAUCAGCCAGAAAUGUUAUUGAGAGAUGCUUUGGGUUGCUGAAAAUGAGUUGGGUAAUUCUUCGUAGUCCAUCUUUCUACCCAAUUAAGAUACAAAAUCGGGAUAAUCAUUGCAUGUUGUUUGUUGCAUAACCUAAUUAGGAGACAAAUGGAUAGUGAUCCAAUGGAACCAUUACUAGAUCAAUUGCAUAGUACAUUAAACUUUUCUUCUCCACCAAUUUCUUCAAUUGAACCAAGUGAUCAGUGGAGCAAUUGGAGGAGGGAGUUGGCAGUUCAAAUGUUCAAUGAAUGGAGGGCAACUAGGCAUGCGACAUGAAGUAAAACUAAAUAUUAUGUACUAGCUACUGCUUGUUACUUUUGGUGUAUAUGUGGAAAAUCCAUAGUUGAAACUGUAUGUACUUUUUGGUAUAUAUGAAUGGAGAAAACUUGGUACUGUUAAUGUGUGCAAAAUAACUAUAUGUAUGCUUGUUUAAUUUUUUCUUUCUUCCUUGGAUAUGAAGCCAUGUCUAAAAAAACAAAACAACAACAUAUGUGGACCGAUGAUGAGACUAGUGUGCUUGUUGAUGCUUUAUUGGACUUGUACAAUGUUGGAACGUAAAAUGCCGAUAAUGGGUUCAAAACUGGUUACUUGGCUGUGUUGGAGAAAGUGAUAAAAGAUAAGAUGCCUGAGAUAGAAAUCAAGGCGAAGCCUCACAUAGAGUCGAAGCUAAAACUAUUGAAGAAGGACUUCUCGGUGGUAUAUGACAUGGUCUAUGGUCCGAGCACUAGUGGAUUUGGUUGGGAUCCAAUUACAAAAUGUGUUGUAGCUGAAGCUCCUAUUUGGGAGGAGUACAUAAAGAGUCAUAAACGGGCAGCUAAUUUCAGGCACAAAGAGAUCCCGCAUUUUGAGGCAUUAUACACCAUUUAUGGUAAGGAUCAAGCUAAUGGAAGUAAUGCCCAAGAUCCCACAGAUGUCAUCGAGGAAAUGAAAAAUGAAGAAGUCAUAAACCAAAGUGAUGAUAGCGGAUAUGUUACCUGAUGUAGACUGGUUGAAUGAUAUGCAUGAAAUGAACAUCCCACUGUUUGGGGUAAGGCCUGAAGAUUCUCAUUCCCUUCCCAAGAGCCAAUGUCAGCUACUGAAGGAGAUACAAAUCCUUCUGCAACUAAUUUUGCAUCUCAAGGUGAUGGUGAGUCAAGCAAGCAAAAAAAAAAAAAGGAAGUGCAGUCACAAUACAGAGGUUAUUGAGGCGAUUCGAGAGGUUGCUACAACAUUGGGAAAAAAGAUUGAGAAGGCCACCCACGAGCUUAGUGAAGCAAUUGGCACUGAAAAGAGAUCUGAGGAUAGGAGGGACAAGUUCUUUGAUGAACUACGUACUUUAGAGGAGCUAUCCAUCAAUGAGCGCUUCGCUACUGGAGUUAAGAUGAGGGGUGAUAAGACAUUGAUUUCAAUGUUUUUUAGUUUGUCGGUUGAAGAAAUGGAAACAUUGUCAAGACUUGCGUUGAAAUGUUGUGAGAGUUAUGGAUUUUAUUGCAUCUUAUGAAAAUGAAUUUUCCUUUGUUGAACAUAUUUAAAUUUAUGUUUUAACAGUUCUUGUAUUUAUGGAUUUUAUAUUAUAGACUUGAUGCCUUUUACUC
Molecule: messenger RNA, 1745 nt
Organism: Tripterygium wilfordii
Lineage: Eukaryota; Viridiplantae; Streptophyta; Magnoliopsida; Celastrales; Celastraceae
Exons: 2
Coding region: 793-1149 (118 amino acids)
Source: RefSeq, a predicted model, not a curated record